Ixodes scapularis (black-legged tick) is the source of this 1760-nucleotide messenger RNA. Its product is annotated as nucleolin. Gene Ontology annotation, molecular function: RNA binding; double-stranded DNA binding; single-stranded DNA binding. Gene Ontology annotation, biological process: double-strand break repair via homologous recombination; interstrand cross-link repair. The record is from RefSeq and is a predicted model, not a curated record. The coding region runs from base 173 to 1558 and encodes 461 amino acids. The transcript is spliced from 9 exons. Lineage: Eukaryota; Metazoa; Arthropoda; Arachnida; Ixodida; Ixodidae.
UUACCAGUUUUACACUUCUACGGUUGGCCACUCUGUAGCCGCAUGUGCAGCGAGUCCGGUCUGGCAACGUUGUUUACGCGGUCUUUGGUGCGGCGAAUUGGACCCCGUUGGUUUUGCUAGAACAGCGUGCUUGCUUUCCAAUCAUCAGUUUAAUAAUUUUGCAGUGUUAGACAUGGCUUUUAAGAAAUCACCGAAAGCGCAAAAACCAACUUUACAGGGAAAGCCGGCUGGCAAAAAGGCCCCACCUCAAAAGGCAGCAUUCCCAGCCCAGAAAGACGAUGAUGAAGAUGAUGACGACGACGACCUCGAUGAUGAGGACGAUAUGGGGCUUGAAGACUCCGACCUGAGUGAAGGAAUGGAUGAAAGCGGUGAGGAAGGACUUGACGAGGAAGAUGAUGAUGAUGAAGGUGAGGAGGAUGAUGAAGAUGAGGACGAUGAAGACGAGGAGGACGAUGAAGACGAGGAGGAGGAAGUUGCAAAGAAACCAGCCAAGGCCCAGCUGCAGAAGACUCAUGUCAAGCAGCAGACACCUGCCACUCCUUUGACGAAUGGCAAGAGGAAGGCCGAGCCGGGUGGCGAAUCCCCACCCAAGAAGCUUUGUCUAGAAGACCACAUCCCGGCUUCGUUUGUGGUGGAUUACCGGGAGCGUGACCUGCGCGACGUCAAGGUGUCUGACCUGCCGAAGGAUACGAAGGUGGAAGACCUGAAGUCCAUCUGCAAGGGCUGCGUCGACAUCCGCGGCAAGGGACGACCGAACGAGUUAUCGUACGCCUUUGUCCAGUACCCGAGCGCGGAGAAGGCGGUGGCAGCCGUCAAGAAGCUCCAGGCAACCAAGCUGAAGGGCAAGAGCCUGACGGUGACCUACUGCGGAGACAAGUGGGGCUCUCCCGACAACUGCCCCACGCUCAGCUACAACCUCGUGGACGUGCGGGGCAUCCCCCACCGCUUCGAGCGCAGCCAGUUUGCCUCCCUCUUCCCUGCCGCCAAGGUCCUCAAGUUCUUUGCCGACGGGUAUGCACAACUGAAGUUUCAAACUCGUGAGGAUGUCAUAAAAGCUCUGAAAAACCCCAAGUGCAGGACCCUCAAUGGACAGAACUUGCAGUUUGCCAUGGCGGUCCACCAUUCUAACCAGGAAGUCAAACAGAAAAAAAAGGCUAAGGUCAACGCGGGUGCCACUUCUCUCAAGAAAGACAAGCCGCAACAGCAGCAGCAGCAGACUCCAGGCAAGCCGGCCAAGGGUAGCCCGAAGACACCUAACCAGAAGAAGCAGCAACAGAAGGGUGCAAAAGAGAGCUCCUUCAAGGAAACCCCACAGCAGCAGCAGGCAGGGAAGGGACCUAAAACCCCAGUGGCAAAGUUCACACCAGGUGCAGAGAAGACUCCGAAGAAGACACCGAAAAAUACCCUAGGGGCAAAGUUCACACCAGGUACCAAGCAGUCACAAGGUGCCAAGCAGUCACCAGCUGCCAAGCAGUCACCAGGUGCCAAGCAGUCGCCAGGUGCCAAGAAGGCUCUGGGUUUCAAGCAGACUCCCGGAAAGAAAGGUGUUCGGGCAUAAAAGUUUUGCAGGCACCACGGGGAAACUGUGCCAUUCCGUUGGGCUUGCUGCAUGGGGUUCAAGGGUUAUCCGCCACCAGGACUCUGUCAUACUUGCGGUAUGAACCGCCACACUGGCAUGUCAUUACGUCUUUAUGUGUACCACAUGUCAUAUGUAUUAUGGAGUUUGUAAUAAAUGAUUUGUCCAUGGUCAUGUAUUUUAA